GGAACAAGAACCUUCGCAAUUUUAUAGUCUCGAGAUCAGCCGCAGCUGAAACCGAAAAUGUCGGAUCCCACGGUUGCAGAUACUCGCCGAUUAAACUCUAAACCGCAGGAUCUCACAGAUGCGUAUGGCCCCCCAAGCAAUUUUCUUGAAAUCGACGUUUAUGACCCACAAACGAUUGGAGUCGGCCGGAACCGAUUCACCACCUAUGAAGUGCGAAUGCGGACAAAUCUUCCCAUCUUCAAACUUAAGGACUCUGUUGUGCGAAGAAGGUACAGUGAUUUUGAGUGGCUGAAGAAUGAGCUGGAGAGAGACAGUAAGAUUGUGGUGCCCCCUCUCCCUGGGAAAGCUUUAAAGAGACAGCUUCCCUUCCGAGGAGAUGAGGGUAUCUUUGAGGAGUCCUUCAUUGAAGAACGGAGGGUAGGCUUGGAGCAGUUCAUCAACAGACUUGCAGGUCAUCCCCUGGCCCAGAAUGAGCGCUGUCUUCACAUGUUCCUUCAGGAUGAGUCCAUUGACCGGAACUACAUUCCUGGAAAAGUGUGAAUAAACAGCCCAGGGAUGAAAAAUUGUCUACUCUGCCCCCCACCCCUACACCUCCUGGCUGUUUGGCUUUAUCAUUAGAGCCCGCGCUUCCUCUUCCACAGGGGGCCUCCUCUCACAUCCUCCUUAACAACUGCAUCUCUGUCGGAACGCUCUGUAAAUACUAUGUACAUAUAUACAUAUCUUAUUUGUAAUCUAUGUCGGGGGAAGCUGUCAGGAUACUUGCAUGAAGAGCAUUUAACUUGUAGCAGAAGUUUGAGUGGAGAAGGUGAUUUCAUGAAACGAGUUAGUUAGCUACCUUGGGUAAACCUUUUGGAACAAUAAUAUUUUCUAGUAGACUUGAGGCUUAGUCAGUAAGGGUAAUGAUUUGGUAAUGGUUAACAACAAAUUAGAAAAUACUGAGUUGUUUCAGUAACACAGGAUUGCUUCCUAACUCAUGAAUUCUGCUUGGCGAAAUAUAAUUUGGUGUAGAUUUCUCAUGUGAAAAUGACAAAGCCUCUGAAUACUUAUUCCAGAGCCACCAGUUUCUUAGUUAUAGAGAUUGAUCUCUAGAUUUUCAAAGGGAAACCUGGCCUACCUGACUCGCCAACACAAAGAAAAUCAUUCUAUUACGUUCCAUAAUUUUAUUUUAUUUUUUAUAUGUACUUGACAACUCAUUAGUAAGUCUUGAUAGAGGAAUGAUUCCACAGUAUAAUUUUAUUUUCGCCAAGAGUUAUGAUUGAGUCUUAGGGGACAAAUAUUCAUACCACCUCAAUGGUCAUCAAAGAUUCCAUGGCACUUGCUGCAAUAGUAGGGAUGUUAACCCUGAUCUCUUCUUGGGAAAACUCCCAACCUAGCUUCUCACCACCAUGGCCACAUAAUCAUUCUAAACCUCUCUUCUCUACUGCAAUACUAUUGUAGGUUGUUGUUGUUUUAACUUGUGAAAUAAAGGUUGAUCGAUAACAACUAGAAUGUCCAGCAGGAUACCUAUUUUACACUUGCUGAUACAGGGUUGUUUAAUGUGUGGGGUGAGGCUGAUUGUACAAAGGCCGGCCCUCUCAAUCUGAUUGCUCUGCAGCCCUGUCAAUCACCCUUCACACCUCUGUUCAUUCAACCAAUUAGGGCGCUUGGAUGGGAGAAGAAGCAAGUAUUGCCCAAUGACCAUAGAGAAUGAUAGAGGCCUCUAGUGGCCAAAAGGUCAUAUUAGCAUGGGCAGCGCCAUUGAGGCCUUCCAUCAUUUUAAUGUCUGGGUGGGACUUCCAACUUCAUUGGCUGAUCCCUCCUGGUGAUCUUGUUGGAGUCAAGUCCAAACGUGUCCUCAGGAGUGAUCAGCCAAUCGUGAAGAAGAAAAUGGACUACUUCAGAAUGGAGAUGGCAUCAAUGGAACUGCCCAUGCUGAAAGACACUAACAAAGAUGAGUCCUCUAUCUAUGGUAAUGACGGACUCCACCAUGCAGUGUUUGUCCAUCAAACCUAACCACACAACCAUAAAGAACUAUCUCUAAUGGAAACAGCUGUGUGCGGUGUUGACAAGACAAGUGAUCAGUAUGGGCCUUAACAUCUAACCGGACAGCACUAUAGUGAGCAAACCAAAAGCAAUCAGCAUUAAAUGUAUAUGCACAGCCAACCGCUCAGACAAGCUCCAACCAGCCGUUUUGUCAUGGUCCUAGUUCUCGCCGGAUUUAGCGACCAACAAUUAUUUUCAUUGAUGCAGCCGGACAUUUUUGUAAUCAAGCACCAAAGACAGUCCCUGCUGCCCUGUGAUUGUGCCAUGCCUUCCUGAAACAUCCUCGGCCUCACCACAACAAAACUGAUGGCUACUCGCCAACCAUUUCAUUGGGGUUUUAUGUUCAUGUGUAUUUGACCGCCAUUCAAAUACAUAAAGGCUGAUUGUUGCUUCCUCUUUAUUUUUUACAUUAUUGACCACAAUGUAAUGUUAGUUUAUUAAACCGCUGUGAAAAUCUA
This is a messenger RNA of Coregonus clupeaformis (lake whitefish), 2480 nucleotides long. RefSeq names its product sorting nexin-12. The transcript has 6 exons. Gene Ontology annotation, molecular function: phosphatidylinositol-3-phosphate binding. Lineage: Eukaryota; Metazoa; Chordata; Actinopteri; Salmoniformes; Salmonidae. The record is from RefSeq and is a predicted model, not a curated record. Gene Ontology annotation, biological process: late endosome to Golgi transport; endocytic recycling. Gene Ontology annotation, cellular component: early endosome membrane; retromer complex. Bases 58 to 540 code for a protein of 160 amino acids.